This is a messenger RNA of Rhizophagus irregularis DAOM 181602=DAOM 197198, 180 nucleotides long. The record is from RefSeq and is a predicted model, not a curated record. Lineage: Eukaryota; Fungi; Glomeromycota; Glomeromycetes; Glomerales; Glomeraceae.
AGAUUAAACUUUUCUAUGAAACUCAAAAACUCAAAUCGUUUACCUCGUGUUUUUACUUUUUAUUAUUCUUUUAUACUAUCAUUAUACUUUACCGUUCAACUAUACCUCUAUACUACUUUCUUUAACCACACACAAGAUAAAAAAAGAAAAAUUUUCAUCACAUUACGCGUCAAACACUAA